Vitrella brassicaformis is the source of this 2076-nucleotide messenger RNA. NCBI's taxonomy places the organism in Eukaryota, Vitrellaceae. The record is from the annotation of a GenBank genome assembly.
GGCGGAUGGACGUAGACGAAGAGAUUUAGGAGUCUGAUGGGCCCGGGGCAGAGGCAGCGUCAUCUUGUACACUCAGCAAGCAGUGUGACGUCCCAAGAGGGAGGAGACAAAAACUCGCCAGAGCACAGCAUGCAAUCAAGCCAAAGAGACCGUACGUCUUGGCACACGUAGAGGCAGGCAGUGCAUGGAGGGAGGGAGGCAUUAGUGUAGGCAAGGCAUGAGGAGAGAGGGAGAUCGAUCACACACAUACAGACAAGCCAUGGGAUGGAUGAGCAUGGGGCCUGGAGCCUGACUCGCUCUUUCAAAACUGCUUGUACCCAUGGAUACACACACACACACACACCCCACUUCGAACAGACAGACAGACAGGCGGAAGACACGUGUCAGCCGCUGUGAACAAGGCAAGGCAGGUAGACAGGCAGGGUGACGACACACAAAGAAACAAACAUAAGCAGGACAGUAAAGGAGAGCCACGCACAAACACACGCGAUACGGUACCCACACAGAAGGCUUGCCGUAGCAUCCAUCCAUCCAUCGAUUGCUUGGAACACUCCAUUUAUCAGAAUGGCUGGGCUGGCCCACACUGCACUAGUCACUCACCCCCAAACCCUCCCUCUCUCCGUCUGGGGGGGUUGAGGGCUGUACACAAACCUGACACCGUCCAAACAAACAUAGCCCCCCAUGCCCUGCCUUACCUGCACCCCCUCCCACAUGCUUUGUACAGACAGACAGACAGACAGACAGAUGCUCAUGGUACGUCAAAAACGGGGCGUGUCGAUACAACACCAACAGUAGCACUCCUCCCCUUCCCCCCCUCCCUCCCUCCCUCCCUCCCUCGGCUGGUGGGUCAUUUGACGAACCUGUCGUCAUACGUGUUGUCGCCCACUCUGCAGUAGUCCGUCUCGCCCAGCCAUGCGUACCGAUUCCUCGCCACGAAGUCGUACACACUGAGAACACAGAGGAAGCCCAUAACGGAACUUGCACAUCCACGAGUGGCUGUCAGUGCUUACGGGUUCCUGACAAAUCCCGGCAUGGCAAAUCCAAGUAGCGACAUCACUUUCACUGCACCGGUCAACUCCCUGGGAGCAAAAGAAAGGCCCACAGUGAUGCCAUGCGCUCUUCGCUUCACGAUGCCAGCGUUUCUCUCUCUCUCUGUGUGUGUGGCGCGUACUUUCCGAUGUGCAUGACUGCUUCUGAUUUAAAGUAGCAUGAGUCCUCGGUCACCAACACUAUCGAAGAUAUGUCAUCGGGCUGCUUCCCACACCUGCACACACACACACACAUUCAGACAACCAUAAAAACAAAUGGCCAUCCAUCGGAUUGGUUGUCUCCUCCCUCCUGCGCUCACUCACCGUUCGAGCAGCGCUUUGCCGGCAACGGACUGCAGUGCCGCGAAUCUAAACUUGCCGUCCUGGUCCUCGUCAAGCAUAAAGUUGACGGCCGAAUUGCACAGAUUACAAAUCCCAUCGAACAAGAUCACUGGCCUGCGUGAGUCCCAACGACAGAGAGACCAUACAUAUGUCAGUGGCUAACAUAAUAUCUCUCUCUGCACUGCUUUCUGCCCUGACUGACCCAACCCACGUACCUCUUGUCAGCUGCAAAAAUCUGCGCUGCCUUGGCCGCCGACUCAGCUGGCGUGAGAUGCUGGUUGGGCACCACAGCGUCGCUGGUGAGUUCCACGUCCCUGGCCAUCUCGCCCAUCGAGUCCAUGACGGCAGUGGACACGGCGGAGCGAUGCCUCGAUGCAGGUUGGCUCCUGCGGAGGGACUGCCGUGCUGACUCGUGGAAGAGGGAGCAGGGGAUGCGCUGAGGGGCGGACACGAAGGUGGUGAGAAUGGGUGGUGGCUGCACGAGAUGUGGCCUGGCCUGGCCCUCCAUCAGGCUGGACAGCGCGGGCGCUGGCUGCCGGCUGUGCCUUAUCGAGAGCGCAGAGGCUGACGAUAGGAAGGACAGGGCGAAGAUCAGUGCCAUCCGGUUGGUGCUGACUCAGCCAGGUAGGCACGCUGCGUCAUAUAAAGCUUCCUGCUGCUGCAGGUGGAGCCGUGGAUGGAGGCUGGCGCGUCUGUCCUUUCCAAG